This is a messenger RNA of Durusdinium trenchii, 1971 nucleotides long. The record is from the annotation of a GenBank genome assembly. NCBI's taxonomy places the organism in Eukaryota, Dinophyceae, Suessiales, Symbiodiniaceae.
CCCGAAGACUGCACUUUCUGCCAAAGACUGUGUUGCCUGUGCCAUGGGAAGCAACACCAGCUGCUGCAAUGAGGAGAAAGCAGAUGUGCCACCGGUGGAGGUCACAGCAGUGACGCAUGAGAUGACAGAAAGUGAGGAAGAGCCGGCAACGGACAUUGCGCUUGAAGUACUGACCGUAAAACCUACCGCUGAGCAUGUAAGUUCUGCAAGUGCAGAGCGCUCAGAGCUGAAGUUCCCCAGUGAAGCAUCGCGCUUGCGACUGGAGAGCAUCGUUAACACAGACCACUUUGAGGUCGAUCAAGAGAUCAUUCGCGGCAUCUCGCUGAGCAAAUCCCUGCAGUGGGGAGGAAGGCUUUGGCGACGCUCUCCCCUUGACAUGACCGAGCAGGAGCGCCAGAAUCUCUGGAACCACUCCACCCCUGCUGAUCAUUUCGACGUCUUUCUUUCACACACCUGGCUGACUCCUGGGAGGCGGAAGGUGGUGUCGUUGCUCCUUCAGUCAGGAUGGAAGGUCGCCUUGCUUGGCUGGUUCUGCGGUGUGGGGCUUGCAGAGAUCUUGAUCUUCUCUGAAAUAUUGCCCUUGCCUUUCACGUUGGAAGUGGACAUGUUUGCCUUCAAGGGUACGGUGUCCUUUGCCUUUUGGCCAAUGCUCGGUGGCUUUUUGGGGGUUCUCAGCGGCUUGAUCUUGUCGCCCUACAUCCGGCCGCUGGUGCCACGGAAGCAAAUCUGCUUCCUCGAUGUGGUGAGCAUCCACCAGACCGACCAGGAACUCAUGGAGCGUGGCAUCUAUGGCCUAGGUGGGUUCCUCAGUGUGUCCAAGGAGCUGCGAGUGCUUUGGAGCUCACCCUACUUGUCUCGCCUUUGGUGCGUCUUCGAGCUGGCAGCAUAUCGUUCCGCAUGCCCCGAGGGAAAGAUCACGCUGAAACCCCUCUUCGUAGAGAUGGGGAUCUUAUAUUUGAUGUUCGGCAUCUACUUUGUUGCCUUUCUUUUCUGGAUUGGCAUCGCCUUGAGACUGGAGCAGGAAUUCUUAGUUCUUGAGAUGUUGGCGUUGACUCCAGUCUUGGUGAUGGUGCACCUCUUGAGAGAAAACAUCAAGGAGAAGUUCAAGCUCCUUUCAGAUCUUAAGGAUUUUGACUUAGAGCAAGCCUUUUGCCGCACGGAGUUUGACAGGAACUUCGUGCAUAGCUCGAUUGUCAAGUGGUAUGGCAGCAAGGAGGCCUUCAUGCGCUAUGUGCGCGGCCCUUUGCGAGAGGAGCUGCUAAUCCAGGGUGCCACCCACGUGCCCUUUGGGUACUACAUGAUUCUUUCCUCCUGCACCUUCGCAGCCAGUAUGAACACGGUCACAGCCCUGGUCAAGGCUGGUGCGCCGAUCCCCUGCAUCGUCAGCGAGCUGUUGGGAAGUUCCUUUGGCUUCUACGUGUUUUGGUUCCUCUUUGUUUUGAAGUUGACAAUGUUCCUUACCGAGCGCUUUGCUGUGCCACGAUGGCCUGGUAAGCUCAUGAACUAUGGGCAGUCCUUCAUGCUUUUCAUGCUCUUCUUUGUGCUCUACUCUAUGGGUUUCUAUGCUGCAGACAAUGCGUACAAGUGGAGCCUGGAAGCGUCCACAAUGUGGACCAUUUUCAGCUUCGCAUGCUUCCUCAUGUCCUUCAUCAUUCCAAGAUUUGUUUUUCACGUGAAGCGGGCCAUGGCUGGAGCUCUCUGACGGGAUGUGCAGUCUUGGUCGACUUGGUCGACUCGUCUCUGACCAUCUUUGACUUCCAGUCUCAGUCGAGUUUUGGGUCUCGCAGCUGAGCGCUCAGCUGAGCGUGACUCACAUCGUGACUUUGUCACGAGUUUCAUUUGGAGUAAAUCUCUCGGCUUCUUCCGUUCCAUCCCGGAGUGGAUGGACAAAGAUGGAUUGUGCCGAGACAUUCCGGGAAAUGGUGCCCGGGAAGUAGUAACAGGUGCCUUACUAGUAGUAACAAGAAGCUA